Messenger RNA from Debaryomyces hansenii CBS767, 1638 nucleotides. RefSeq names its product Adaecp (gene ADAEC). Bases 1 to 1638 code for a protein of 545 amino acids. The record is from RefSeq and is a predicted model, not a curated record. Gene Ontology annotation, molecular function: DNA binding; methyltransferase activity; zinc ion binding. NCBI's taxonomy places the organism in Eukaryota, Fungi, Ascomycota, Pichiomycetes, Serinales, Debaryomycetaceae. The transcript has a single exon. Gene Ontology annotation, biological process: DNA repair; regulation of DNA-templated transcription.
AUGACAAAUUUGGACAUGUCGUAUUCUUCUGAAGGAACUAAAUGGAAGGCAUACCAAUUCAGUGAUCCAUUCGCAGCCAAGUCGUUUUUCGUAUGCAAUAAGAUUAACAAGUUCUUUUGUCGACCAGAUUGUGAUGCUAGGCCUAUCACGAACUUGAAAUCGGAAAUUAAAUUUGUGAACCUGGUGUCAGAUGCUAUCAAUUACGGAUACGUUGCCUGUAACAGCUGUGAUCCAUUGUCCUUACCACCAAUCGAUGUGGACUUAUUGGUUGACUGUGUGGCAUCGAUAAACAAGCAAAUAGGGUUCUUACCCCCUUUAUUGGACGAAGACGAAGACAGAAACAACGAAAAGAUCAAGGAGAAUAUUAUAGAAUCGAAGAAAACUAAUGAAGAACAAAUAAUGCAGGCAAUUGGGGGCAGAAGGUCGUCUGUUCCAGUGAUCAACUUCGAAGGUAAAUAUUCGAAGGAUUUUGAAAAUACGUCGUUAUCGAAGAACGACUUUGACCAUUACAGAUUAGUGGAUUUGGCAUGCAGACACUUAGCAUUAGCCGCAGCGACUAAUAUCUUUCAACCUCAAAGCUCGAAGGGAUCGAGAUCGGUUGAGAGUAGUCCUUCCAGCUCGUCUUCUAAUAGUAAGAAGAGAAGAAGAAGAGGUGGUGUACUCGGGUUUAAAGAGCUAGCCGCAAAGUCCAAGUUAUCUGCUUGGCACUUUCACAGAGUUUUCAAGUCAGUUACGGGUUUGACACCUAAGACUUAUGGUGAUAAAUGCUGGGAAUAUAUCAAGAACUACUUGAACUCCAGUGAAUAUAGUUCUAAUAAACAACAAGAAACUCAACAAUCACAGUUGUGUGAAUACCAAACCCCUGUCACGAAUUCCAGUGAAUCCGCAUCAUCUAUACCAACAUCUCCUAAUGACUUGGUAUCUAAUAAGAGAAUUAAAUUGGAGCCAACUCAAGAAGUCAAAUUUGAAAUAUCAUCACCACCUCAGAACGAAGAGACUUUAUUGAAAGAAUUGGUGCUACCAAACCAAGUUCCAUCGGACAACUCUAACACUAGAAUGCCUACUAUGAACAUGAUACCCUCACCAAUGGAAGGUGAUGAUAAUUUCAAUAAGAUGAAUCCAAUGAAAUAUUCGGUACCCCAACAAGCUACAUUUGACAUCACUGUCAAUCAACCAAUAACUGACAACAAUUUCAACAUGUUUAAUGAUGCGCAGGGUUUAAAUCAAGAUUUUUCGUCUACAACUAGGGCAUUUUCAGCACCAGAUUUAUCUCAUUACAACACAAGACCAACUACAUUAUUCAGUCAUUUGAGGUCUAACGAAAGGACUCCAGAAGAAAGCUACAGUUCUAAUAGAUCAUCACAAUCGCCAGUAUUGAAUGAUGGCAUUCCUACUAUUGACGAAGUAGUACCUGCCAACCAAUACAUGAAGGGACCUGAAGGUGCACAAGAUGUAUUGAAUGAUGUGCCUGAGCUUAAUACUUUAUUAUACGACUCUGGUGUUAACAGCUUAAAUCCUUUGAAUGAUGAGGGUAAUCUUGACUUGAACUUGAAUAACAGUUAUUUUGAUCAAAAUCAAAACGCUUUCAAUUUAGGCUUCGCUUCGGAUUUAUUAUCCACGAAUAAUGACAACUUUUAG